CUUCUUAAAUAUGGCGGAUUAGACUGUUAGUGGGGUUGAUGUAGACCGAAUAAUUGGCAAAACGUCGGUUCUUAAUCAAUAUUAAAAUGUCGAAUUACUUACAAACUAUUCUUUGACGUUCCGUGCUUGAUGUGUUUGAAUAUUAUGUAGGUUCGACGUUUUGUUUUCGAAUUCGCCACCCUUCGGUGAGUGAGUGUGUGCAUUUAUGUGUGUGUUCAUACGUCAGAGAGGGAUUAAGUGACAAUCUGGGAGGGUAUGAGUAGACAUGGGCGCCCAGAACACCAAGGAAAGAAGUGUUAACGUUGGAACCCAUUCUAUCAGGACGGCCAGGAGCAGACCCAGGAUAGUGAAAGAUGGACGGCAGACUGUCUCCAACAUUUUCACAGAACACAGCGAGGCGCUGCUGCAAAGUAGACCUCUUCCGCAUAUACCCAGCCUACCUGAAACGGAACCUCCGGGAUCUCUCAGUACCAACACGCUGGGAUCCGGUGGGAUGGGCACUUUGUCGGGCUCGUCCGGUUCUGGCGCACCGUCAACACCGAUGUCGCUCGAAACCGCGAACAGAUGGACGUCCAAGGAAAACCUUUUGGCACAGGAGGAGGACGAUCCGCAGCUGUUCGUGGCUUUGUACGAUUUCCAAGCGGGAGGGGAGAAUCAGCUUAGUUUGAAAAAAGGAGAACAAGUCCGCAUCCUGAGUUACAACAAGAGCGGCGAAUGGUGCGAAGCCCACUCCACCUCGAACCAAAUCGGCUGGGUACCCUCCAACUACGUCACCCCCGUCAACUCCCUCGAGAAGCACUCGUGGUACCACGGCCCGAUUUCGCGAAACGCCGCCGAAUAUCUGCUAAGCUCGGGAAUAAACGGUAGCUUCUUGGUCCGCGAAUCGGAAAGCAGUCCCGGACAAAGAAGCAUAUCCCUACGUUACGAGGGUCGUGUUUACCACUACAGGAUAAACGAGGAUGCGGAGGGUAAAGUUUUCGUAACGGCCGAGAGCAAGUUCAAUACUUUGGCCGAGCUAGUCCAUCACCAUUCGAUGUUGGCGGACGGAUUAAUAACGCAACUGUUGUAUCCGGCACCUAAACACAACAAGCCGACGGUGUUCCCGUUGAGUCCGGAGCCGGACGAGUGGGAGAUCAACAGGACAGACAUCGUGAUGAAGCAUAAAUUGGGAGGGGGACAGUAUGGGGAUGUUUACGAAGCGGUUUGGAAGAGAUACAACAUGACGGUGGCUGUAAAAACCCUCAAGGAGGACACAAUGGCCUUGAAGGAUUUCCUCGAAGAAGCUGCCAUCAUGAAAGAGAUGAAACACCCGAAUCUCGUUCAACUAAUGGGCGUAUGCACCCGCGAACCACCGUUUUACAUAAUCACCGAAUUCAUGAGUAAAGGCAACCUCCUCGACUACCUGCGAAACGGCAACAAAGAGCAAAUCAACGCCGUCGUGCUCAUGUACAUCGCUACGCAAAUAGCCAGUGGUAUGAGUUACUUGGAAAGUAGAAGUUUCAUCCACAGGGAUCUGGCGGCUAGAAACUGUCUGGUUGGUGAAAAUCAUCUAGUCAAGGUCGCCGAUUUCGGGCUGGCAAGACUGAUGCGUGACGAUACCUACACUGCACAUGCCGGUGCCAAAUUUCCGAUCAAAUGGACGGCUCCCGAAGGAUUGGCCUACAAUAAAUUUUCGACGAAAUCGGACGUUUGGGCUUUCGGGAUCCUGUUAUGGGAGAUCGCUACAUACGGGAUGUCACCGUAUCCAGGUGUGGAUUUAACCGACGUUUACCACAUGCUCGAAAAAGGAUAUAGGAUGGAAUGUCCCCCAGGAUGUCCCCCCAAAAUUUACGAACUGAUGCGACAGUGUUGGCAGUGGCAUACCAAAGAUCGGCCUACGUUCAAAGAAAUCCACAAUUCUUUAGAAAAUAUGUUUCAAGAAUCCAGCAUUACCGAAGAAGUAGAAAAACAGUUACAAGGAAACGAGACUGCCGUGCCCUUAGGGACGCCCCACAUGUCCUAUAAAAAAUCACAUUCGGGAAGCACGGGGAAUAUUCAUGGUUUAGUGGGGUUAGGCGAUCAACCAGGUGACAACGUGAGUGUAACAUCAAAGCUGUCGACUUUCACGGGUGGUUCGAAAAACAAUUUGGUUCAAAUGAGGCGUACAACGAACAAGCGAGGCAAGCAAGCUCCGGCACCUCCGAAACGUACAAGCUUGCUGUCUUCUUGCAGUUCGUUCCGGGAUAGUACAUUCGAAGACCAAGGACAAGGCGACAAUGCCGCCGAAGACGGAUCUGAUUUAAACGGUAUUAAAAAAAGAUUCAAAGGUUUGACGAGAGAUUUACAGAACUUGACGGCCAGUACCAAAGGUGAUAGUGAGAGUGAUCUACAGGAUCAAACACCAGAUACUGACGAUUCUGGUGCGCAUUCGUAUCCAGAGGUGUCGUCAGUAAGUAGUUUGGGGUGCGCCACUGGCUCCUUCAAACGGGCUCCAAUCAUGGGCAACAGGGGCUUAGAACAGAGAGGGAAAAAGACUAAGGCUAAAGACACCACUCCUGUGCAGGUUGCAGCCCUGGAAGUGCAAAAUGUCCGAAAAGCCAUCAGCCGCUACGGCACCCUUCCCAAAGGUGCUCGCAUCGGAGCUUACCUUGAAUCUUUGAAACAAAGCGGAAUGGCUACAAACGAAGACAUUCCACCUCAAGUCACCAUCGAACAAUCCGAAACAACACCAAGAUCGUUAUCACCAAGAACCAACAUCCGUACGCAACCGCAAAUGAUCCGAAGCAAUUCUUCCGGCGGCGUUACGACCUUCCACGCAACUCAUCCCCCAAGUUCUCCCACGUCUUCGAAACUCUCCCGUACUAGAAAUAUCUCGAGAAACAACACCGGAGACGUUCGGAGCAGCCUUCGUACAUUUAGGGUCAGCCAGAACACCACUUUUCGGGGCGGAAGCCCGUCUAGAUCGGUCCAGCCGACUUUGGCCGAUCUGGAAUUUCCGCCGCCCCCUACCGAUCUUCCUCCGCCUCCUGAAGAAUUCGACGGACCGAUCGACAUGCCGGAUGGUAUUAGUAUUAUGACUUCUUCGGCGGAGUUGAGGAAGAAGGUGAUCCCGAUCUCGCCGCUUACGUCGAAAAAGUUGCCUAGAGACUACGAAAGUAACGAAAAUAGUGAUGUUAGCACGCUGCAGCCUUCUGUCGAGGAAGCGAGUUCGAGAUUUGGGGUUAGUUUGAAGAAGAGAGAGCCGUCGACUGACAGUUGUAGUAGUUUUAAGGAUAACAAGGAGGAUGCUAAGGAGAAGAGUCCUCAACGAACUAGUCUUAGUUUAACGAGUCCGAGUCAAGAGGGGAGAAGUCCGAUGAGUGUCGAUUCGGAUGUUCCUGUGGUAGGAUCGCCGCUAGAACCACUGCCUCCACCACCAAGUUUUCCAGAAAUCGUUGCGGAUGAAUGUGAUCUUGACAAAGAGAAAGAAACCGACGAAACUCCAUUAGAUGACAAUAAAUCCAAGAAAGUGUUCAAAAACAAGCUCGUCAAAGAAAUGGAGCUGAAAUUGGUUACCGAGAUUAAAGAACGCGCCGAUCAACAGAAGAGCAACAAGAACCUGAAAGAAUCACCGUUGUUAGAACCGUUGUUGGCUGUGAGUGGCAUCAGCCACGAUCCCGUUGCUCAACUAGUGACUGAAUUGUCUCAAUCGUUCAACCUGGAUAAGGAUAAAAAAGACCAAGAAAAGACUCCACCGACUCGAAAAAAUUCACAAGGAAACGUGAGAACUGAAAAUAACAACGGAGUCAGCUUCGUAUCACAGCUCAAGAAAAUCGACCCUACGAAAAAACCGACUGCUAAAGAUAAACCGGAAACGAACGAUUCUAUUAUCGAUUUCAAAUCGAGACUGCGGAAAGUGGAUAGCGGAGGGGACAAAAAACAGGAAGAGGCGAAUACGGAUGAAAACGAACAAGAAACGAGUAAGCGCGAGAGUACGGCUAGUUCAGAUAGUGGUAAUUUGAAAAUCGAAGAGGCGGACGAUAAGAGGAAAAGCACGGGAAGUAUUAGUAGUUUGAAGAAGUUGUGGGAACCUAAAGAGGCCGCGGAUGUUCCAGGGAACGUACAGUUAAGUCCAAAAUUAACUUUAAAAAGCAAAAACAACGAAGAAUUGAUUAGUGAAGUGUCACCGGUGGAUACUUCGGACGAUUCGAUGAAGGGUGAUAAGAAGAGUGAUAAGAAAAACUGGCCUCCGAGUACUGAGGAAAAGCCGGUUAUACCGACUAAGCCUCCAGUUAAAGCGGUUAAACCGAUAAUUGCUGGUAGGCCGGCGGGGUCGGCGAUUUAUGCAACACCGAUAGCGCCUAGUUCGGGAAAUAAGCCACCGAUUAUGGCGAAGCCUGCAAAUUUAGAGAAUAAGACUCCAGAGGAAGAUGUGAAAGAUUCGGGCGAUAAAGUUGGCAAGGACAACAUCCUAGAAUUAUCUCAAGCGUUGGAAUCGACUCUCAGAAGCAUCAAAUCAAACGAUUCUGUGUCGACGACCACCUGGCUUCAGUUAUCGGAUAAAAUAGGUCUGCUGCAUGGUUCUUGCAUGGACUAUGCGGAUAACGUAGUUCCUGCUCAUACAAAGUUUCAAUUCCGCGAACUGCUCACCCGUUUAGAAACCCAAGCUAGACAACUUAGGUCGGCCGGAUCACGCAAUAGCACCGAAAACACUAGGUACAUCAACGAGGUCAACAAUACCAUCAAAGACGUGGUGAAUGUAGUGUUUCGAUAGAAACUUUAUCCUAUUAAAAAAUUAAAAAUACAUUUGUAUUCGACUGUUAGGACCACUCUAAUUAUUACUGAUGAAUACUUUUGUAGUUAAGUCCUUGCAUUUAUCAAAUUUUUUACGUACGGUGUGGUGGUAGUUCUUCAAGUGCGUUUUAGUUGAUUUUUAAUUAUUAUUAUUCGGAUACGUGACGCAUCAUUCCAUACUCGACUUACGGAAUUUUUUUGUCAUCAGGUUCUGUUCUUUAAUUUUCGAUGCGUUACCUGAACGACCCCGUGUUAUUUUCACUAAACUGUGAUACCAUUAUAUUGUUUUAGGCAUACAUGCUCAAUCAUAACUUAUUUACUUUUAGCUACCCUAGAAUUUCCUUUGUUUCUGGGAACAGGAAUUCUCGUUUGUAUUUUUUAAUUUUAUUUUAACUUAUUCAUUCGGACUUUUCUUCGUUUAUAUUACGUAGACGAAGGAAAACUGAUAAAAACUUAUGCUAGUCUUUUUUAUUUGUAAAUUAUCGUUUGAACGUGUGAGUGUUCAAUAAUAGCCGUAAGAAAUACUUAUAGUUUGUGUAGAGUUACUAUAAAAUAUAAAUUUUGUACAAUCCCAAAGAUACUAUUAAAAUAGCGAAUUGAAGGAUCGUGUUUGUUUAUAAUUUCUUUUCUUCACGCAUGGUACUCUGUUCCAAGUUUUUAAUCCUGAGUUGUAUAUAUAUUUUUUUGUUAUUUUGUCAAACUAGUGUAGGAAAAGAAACUAUAACCAAACUAAAACAACCUGCUCAUUUUUUAUAUCAAGACUUUUGGUUUAGUUCAAAUUGCCAAAUGAUGUGUUUGGUGUUUAAAAAUGCAUAAACUAUUAUGCUUUCCUAGUGUGUGUUUUGAACAAUAUUAAUUACAACGAUAUACUCAAUAUUUGUGCAAAAAUAGAACCACUGGAUAAAUAAUAGCUGCUAAUAAGUGUCAGUUUAUUUGUGUUUAUCAAAUUAUUCUAUACCUAUUAGUAAACGACUUUACAGUGUAUUAUUCCUUUUUCAGUACCGACAUUUAAUUUAAUUACGUACAGGUGCCGAUUUAAAGAAAGAAUUCAUGAACAAGCAACAUUCUUUAACACCAAAAUUAUACAGUGUGUUUAUAAAAUACGGAAUAAAUUAACUGAAAAUUAUGACGUUAGCAUUCUUGAAAUGUGGUGAUUAUAAAUUUUUGUAUGCGUUUUAAACAUUCAGACAAAACUGUGACAAGCUCCGCCAACCUGCGUUUUUCUUUCUUUAAAUCACGCAUUUAUCAGUACGAGGUGAUGCAUGAAAUAAAUAGUGAUGUAUUUCAUUUCCCUUUUGUAUAACAGCCUCCAAUUUUAGUAUUUGUGUGAAUCGUGCCAUGAUAUUUAAUUUGAAUCAAAACUCAAAAAAAUGAAUUCUAAAGUAGUUCUCGAUUUUGUGAUUGGAGUGUAUCAUGACCCUGAAGUCUGCACUGUCAUAGUUUUAGCAUUUUUGUAUGAGUACGCAGUUUUGAUAUUUUUUGUAUAUACCUUUGCUGAAUUUUGUACAGGCUUUCUAGAUAGGGAAUAACAGACUGUAUCUAUUUAAAAAAUAAAUUUGCUAAUUUAAAGAAAAA
This is a messenger RNA of Zophobas morio, 6327 nucleotides long. It is a transcript of the gene Abl, whose product is annotated as tyrosine-protein kinase Abl. The transcript is spliced from 13 exons. The coding region runs from base 266 to 4732 and encodes 1488 amino acids. Lineage: Eukaryota; Metazoa; Arthropoda; Insecta; Coleoptera; Tenebrionidae. The record is from RefSeq and is a predicted model, not a curated record. Gene Ontology annotation, molecular function: ATP binding; protein binding; non-membrane spanning protein tyrosine kinase activity. Gene Ontology annotation, biological process: protein phosphorylation.